Messenger RNA from Mesocricetus auratus (golden hamster), 8914 nucleotides. It is a transcript of the gene Atp2b2, whose product is annotated as ATPase plasma membrane Ca2+ transporting 2. Gene Ontology annotation, cellular component: postsynaptic density membrane; intracellular membrane-bounded organelle. Gene Ontology annotation, molecular function: PDZ domain binding; ATP hydrolysis activity; ATP binding. Bases 461 to 4279 code for a protein of 1272 amino acids. Gene Ontology annotation, biological process: calcium ion transmembrane transport; regulation of cytosolic calcium ion concentration. NCBI's taxonomy places the organism in Eukaryota, Metazoa, Chordata, Mammalia, Rodentia, Cricetidae. The transcript is spliced from 24 exons. The record is from RefSeq and is a predicted model, not a curated record.
CGCCCCCCCAGCCUCAGGCACAAUGGUACAGUCUGUGCUGGGACCGGGCGCGCGGGCUGGGCUCCGCUCGGCGCCAGCUGCCGCACCGCGAUUACGGGCUGCCCGCCUGGAACCCGAGCCGAUCGCUGGCGAUUGCCUUAGCCAAGAACUUUCCCGACCAUGUAGAUGCCAGCCCCAGGGAACAGCAUGGGCCCCGAUGAAUGGAGACUCCUGGGUCAGCAACCCUGAGCCUCUCUGGGCCCUGGACCUCACCCCACUCCUGGGGACACUCCUCAGAGCUCUCCAGUGCUGUUGCCAGCCCACCUCAGCCAUCACCACCUUCUGGGACACGGAGUCAGCCACCUGGAGCUACUACCCUCUAGUGAGGGUGUACUGAGGAUAGCCACACACAGCCAUCACCCAGAAGUCCCUUUUCCAGUGCUGACCCCCAGGCCCAGCCUGAGCAGAGACUUCAAUAAAUAUGGGUGAUAUGACCAACAGCGACUUUUACUCCAAAAACCAAAGAAAUGAGUCGAGCCAUGGAGGCGAGUUUGGAUGCACCAUGGAGGAGCUGCGCUCCCUCAUGGAGCUGCGGGGAACCGAGGCCGUGGUCAAGAUCAAGGAGACAUAUGGGGAUACUGAAGCCAUCUGCCGGCGCCUCAAAACCUCGCCUGUUGAAGGUUUGCCAGGCACCGCUCCAGACCUGGAAAAGAGGAAACAGAUUUUUGGGCAAAACUUCAUACCUCCAAAGAAGCCAAAAACUUUCCUGCAGCUGGUAUGGGAAGCACUGCAGGACGUGACACUCAUCAUCCUGGAGAUCGCGGCCAUCAUCUCCCUGGGGCUAUCCUUCUACCACCCACCUGGAGAGAGCAACGAAGGAUGUGCCACGGCCCAGGGUGGGGCAGAGGACGAAGGUGAGGCUGAAGCAGGCUGGAUUGAAGGGGCCGCCAUCCUGCUGUCAGUCAUCUGUGUGGUCCUAGUCACAGCCUUCAAUGACUGGAGUAAAGAGAAACAGUUCCGGGGCCUGCAGAGCCGCAUCGAGCAGGAGCAGAAGUUCACCGUAGUCCGGGCUGGACAGGUGGUCCAGAUCCCUGUGGCCGAGAUCGUGGUUGGGGACAUCGCCCAGAUCAAAUAUGGUGACCUCCUUCCUGCCGAUGGCCUCUUCAUCCAGGGCAAUGACCUCAAGAUCGACGAGAGCUCGCUCACAGGAGAGUCUGACCAGGUGCGCAAGUCUGUGGAUAAGGACCCCAUGCUGCUGUCAGGUACCCAUGUGAUGGAGGGCUCAGGACGGAUGGUAGUGACUGCUGUGGGUGUGAAUUCUCAGACUGGCAUCAUAUUUACCCUGCUGGGGGCUGGAGGUGAAGAGGAAGAGAAGAAAGACAAAAAAGGUGUGAAGAAGGGGGAUGGCCUUCAGCUACCAGCGGCCGACGGUGCAGCACCUGCAAACGCUGCAGGUAGCGCAAACACAAGCCUAGUCAAUGGUAAAAUGCAGGAUGGCAGUGCCGACAGCAGCCAGAGCAAAGCCAAGCAGCAAGAUGGGGCAGCUGCUAUGGAGAUGCAGCCCCUGAAGAGCGCAGAGGGCGGCGAUGCAGAUGACAAGAAGAAAGCCAACAUGCACAAGAAAGAGAAGUCGGUGCUUCAGGGCAAGCUCACCAAGCUGGCUGUGCAGAUCGGCAAGGCGGGCCUGGUGAUGUCAGCCAUCACAGUCAUCAUCCUGGUGCUCUACUUCACCGUGGACACCUUCGUGGUCAACAAGAAGCCAUGGCUGACAGAGUGCACGCCCGUCUACGUACAGUACUUCGUCAAGUUCUUCAUCAUUGGUGUGACGGUGCUGGUGGUCGCCGUGCCCGAGGGCCUCCCGCUGGCUGUCACCAUCUCACUGGCCUAUUCUGUGAAGAAAAUGAUGAAGGACAACAACCUGGUACGACACCUGGAUGCCUGUGAGACCAUGGGCAACGCCACGGCCAUCUGCUCAGACAAGACAGGCACGCUGACCACCAACCGCAUGACCGUGGUACAGGCCUAUGUCGGCGAUGUCCACUACAAGGAGAUCCCUGAUCCCAGUUCCAUCAAUGCCAAAACCAUGGAGCUGCUGGUCAAUGCCAUCGCCAUCAACAGCGCCUACACCACUAAGAUCCUGCCCCCAGAAAAGGAGGGUGCCCUGCCCCGGCAGGUGGGCAACAAGACUGAGUGCGGCCUGCUGGGCUUCGUCCUGGACUUGAAGCAGGACUACGAGCCGGUGCGCAGCCAGAUGCCAGAGGAGAAGCUGUAUAAGGUGUACACCUUCAACUCCGUGCGCAAGUCCAUGAGCACCGUCAUCAAGAUGCCUGACGAGAGCUUCCGCAUGUACAGCAAGGGUGCCUCGGAGAUUGUGCUCAAAAAGUGCUGCAAGAUCCUUAGUGGGGCAGGUGAGUCCCGUGUCUUCCGGCCCCGUGACAGAGAUGAGAUGGUGAAGAAGGUGAUCGAGCCCAUGGCCUGUGACGGACUCCGUACCAUCUGUGUGGCCUACCGUGACUUCCCCAGCAGCCCCGAGCCCGACUGGGACAAUGAGAAUGACAUUCUCAAUGAGCUCACGUGCAUCUGUGUGGUGGGCAUUGAAGACCCAGUGCGACCUGAGGUCCCGGAAGCCAUUCGCAAGUGCCAGCGGGCAGGAAUCACAGUCCGAAUGGUCACUGGUGACAAUAUCAACACAGCCCGGGCCAUCGCCAUCAAGUGUGGCAUUAUCCACCCUGGGGAGGACUUCCUGUGCCUGGAAGGCAAAGAAUUCAACCGGAGGAUCCGCAAUGAGAAGGGGGAGAUUGAGCAGGAGCGGAUUGACAAGAUCUGGCCAAAGCUGCGGGUGCUGGCUCGCUCCUCUCCCACGGAUAAGCACACGCUGGUUAAAGGCAUCAUCGACAGCACGCACACUGAGCAGCGGCAGGUGGUGGCUGUGACAGGGGACGGGACCAAUGAUGGACCUGCUCUCAAGAAGGCAGAUGUGGGCUUCGCAAUGGGCAUCGCGGGCACAGAUGUGGCCAAGGAGGCCUCAGACAUCAUCCUGACAGAUGACAACUUCAGCAGUAUCGUCAAGGCAGUGAUGUGGGGCCGUAAUGUCUAUGACAGCAUAUCCAAAUUCCUGCAGUUUCAGCUGACUGUCAACGUGGUGGCUGUGAUCGUGGCCUUCACAGGUGCCUGCAUUACACAGGACUCCCCUCUCAAGGCCGUGCAGAUGCUUUGGGUGAACCUCAUCAUGGACACAUUUGCCUCCCUGGCACUGGCCACAGAGCCACCCACCGAGACGCUGCUGCUGAGGAAACCUUAUGGCCGCAACAAGCCCCUUAUCUCACGGACCAUGAUGAAGAACAUCCUGGGCCACGCCGUUUACCAGCUCACUCUCAUCUUCACCCUGCUCUUUGUGGGUGAGAAGAUGUUCCAGAUUGACAGUGGGAGGAACGCACCCCUGCACUCCCCACCCUCAGAGCACUACACCAUCAUCUUCAACACCUUCGUCAUGAUGCAGCUGUUCAACGAAAUCAAUGCCCGCAAGAUCCACGGCGAGCGCAACGUCUUUGAUGGAAUCUUCCGGAACCCUAUCUUCUGCACCAUCGUUCUGGGCACGUUUGCCAUCCAGAUAGUGAUCGUGCAGUUUGGCGGGAAACCCUUCAGCUGCUCCCCACUCCAGCUGGACCAGUGGAUGUGGUGCAUCUUCAUCGGCCUGGGAGAGCUCGUCUGGGGCCAGGUCAUUGCCACCAUCCCUACCAGCAGGCUCAAGUUCCUGAAGGAGGCAGGGCGGCUCACGCAGAAGGAGGAGAUUCCUGAGGAGGAGUUAAAUGAAGACGUGGAGGAGAUAGACCAUGCAGAGCGGGAGCUUCGCCGUGGACAGAUCCUGUGGUUCCGGGGCCUGAAUCGGAUCCAGACACAGAUUGAAGUAGUCAAUACUUUCAAGAGCGGGGCCUCCUUCCAGGGGGCCCUGCGGAGACAGUCCUCCGUCACCAGCCAGAGCCAGGACAUCCGCGUCGUGAAGGCGUUCCGUAGCUCUCUCUAUGAAGGGUUAGAAAAACCCGAGUCUCGAACCUCCAUCCAUAACUUCAUGGCUCAUCCUGAAUUCCGGAUCGAAGAUUCCCAGCCUCACAUCCCCCUCAUCGAUGACACCGACCUGGAAGAAGAUGCCGCGCUCAAGCAGAACUCGAGCCCGCCGUCCUCGCUCAACAAGAACAACAGCGCCAUCGACAGCGGGAUCAACCUGACGACCGACACGAGCAAAUCAGCUACCUCUUCAAGUCCAGGGAGCCCCAUCCACAGCCUGGAGACGUCGCUUUAGCUGAGGUCCCUGUCGCCUGGCCACCCUCAUGGACCCGCCACCACCUGCCUCCGGGCGCACACCCUUCCAGGCACCGACUCCCCGAUGCAACGAGGAGCACUGGGCGGAACCCACACUGCAGAAAGAGAACCGGUUUCCACCCACAGACCCUUUCUCUGGCUGCCAUGCUGUUUGAACUUUUUUUCACUCCUAGGUCAUGGGAGGGGUUGCUCUGGGUUUAUAUGGAGCAGAGAGUGGCAGUGGAUUUUGUUUUGUUUUGUUUUGUUUUUCAAAAAAAAAAAAAAAAAACCAAGAGCCUUUCCAGGUUCCAGCCCAGACACGGACCAGCCAUGCACCCGCCGGCCACUGCGUCCCUAGCAUGAAUGUACCUGGACACUUUCAGUCCCCUCUCUCAUUUGGUUCUUGGACGGUUCCGGAGGGGAGUUUUUCCGUUUGUUUUCUUAGGCGGGAACUGAAAACAGGAACUGCAAACAAACUGCUGUUCAUUCAGUCCACUGGCCUGUGAGGUUUCAAAUGCCUGCCCAGCAUGGUCUCAGAUGUCUAGAUUAAUUUAAUAACUUUUUGAAAUCACAGAGUAGGUUUGCACCAAUGGAACCCAAGAACUCCACAGACACUCAUGAGGUUAUAUCCGUUUCUUUGUAUCUAUAUCAACGUAUACUUCUUGGAGACUGUAUACGUGUAUAUAGAUAGGUAGAUAUUAUAUAUAUAUAUAUACAUAUAUAUACAUGGAUAUAUAAAGUUCCUUUGCCGGCAUGUUGCCUUGUUUCUGCUUAAAUCGCUCUAUUUUAACUUAUGUCCUAAAAGAAGAAUGUAAUUUGUUUACAAACCUGUAGAUAAUGUCUUUGGAUAUAUGUGUGGUUUAAGGACACUGGUGGCCAAGAUGCUUAUGAACAGCUCGGCCCAACAGACACAUCCCCUGGAUUGCAUCUUUGAAGUUUUACAAUAGCCAUGCUCUGAUUUUUGCCUGCUAUUUCCGUUCAAUAAUGUCACUACUGUGGGAAGCUCAGGCAGAAAGCCAACAGCUCCCAAGGAUCCAUCCCAAGGAGCUAAGCAACCGCUCCACCGUAGACAAGGGAGAAGAGGAGAGAAGGCUUCCGGGGUUUGCAACCCGACUGACCAAGCAGGUCCUCUGACGCCAGCGUCUGUAGCGUACCGUAGAAGGCUUUUCUCUCAAUGAAACUCGCUUGAGUUUACAGAGAGCAUUUCAGAACUGAGUUGUCUUUGGCGCUGUCUGUGACUCAAGGUAGUGUUCAGAUAUUACAAAUGCUAUUGUGUUAAUUUUUUUUAGUUAGUAAUUUAGACAUUUCUUUCCUUAUAAAUGGCAGCAUAGGCACUGCCGACAUAUUGGAUGAGGGUCGGUACGGCUUGCUGCUUUUGUUUUUCUUUUUAAAGAAGAAUAGCCUUUUUUCUCUGCAUUAUUUAGAUCCGAAUGAACCUUAUUAUGUGUACAUUGAGUUGUAUUCAGUGUGAUUUUUAAACCAAAUUGUCUUCCUGUAGUCACAAUAUAUACGGUAGCCUUUUAACAGCAAGUCCUGCUUUCCCAAACAGAAAGCCAUUCUGAUAUCUUCCCAUACCACAGGUGAGAAAAGGUGGCUAUCCCCUCCCCCAACAAUAACAGCACUAGUAGCCCCACUUAAUAAGAGCUUGUCUGCCGGCCUCUUAACUGCUAAGCACUUUGUGGGUCUCAGCUUUUUUUCAUAAAAGAACUUUUGUAUUUAAUACAAAGUUUGCUUUGAGACUUUUCAGCAUACAAUCUUUUUCCAUAAACUUGUACAGUGCAAAAGACAUUUUGAAUACCGUGAUCGAUGAUGUCCCGUGCUUCGAGGAGAACCAAACACUUUCCGCCUCACUGAUGAAUUCCAUCCUCCACUCCCGCCCUUCCCACAACUGCUCCUCGCUCCUCAGCCUGGCCCCCAGCCCUCCUCCAGGCCCAGAGACCUCUUCACUAAACAAGAUGACAGCCACUUGGGAAAAGAGCCAUAGUCAGCUGGGAGGGCCCACGUCUGGAUGGCUGUGGAAAAAAAAAAAACUUGAGUUUUGGUUUGGGGUUCAAAGUCAGCCCAUCCCACCUGGCCACAAUCUUUCUGUAAGGAAGACUAUCUCAAAGGAAUCUGAAUGUAUCCAUGAGAGAGAACUGCCUCUCCAGCAAUGGUGGACUGGCCCUAGAUAUGCUGGCUGGAUUCCAGUACAGACACCAUCAGAGCCAGCCCACAGCACCCCUCCAAUGAAGGAAAGGAAAUCUGGGGCAGCCUUGGAACAGGAUAGGUUUUUGGUUUGGAGUUUGUUGUUGUUGUUGCUGUUGGUUGGUUGGUUCAGGGUUUUUUGGGGAGAUUUCCUUUGUCAUAUUUUUCAUCCUGCCUCCAUUCAGUCAUGCAUCUAUGACCUCAUUCCAUGCCGCCAGGGUUGUGCUUACAAAUCAGGGUCCUUGGGCUUUGGAACUAGGCCUCAAGGCAAGAAGAAGUUCUCAGAGGAGAGUCAGUUUCUCAGACAGGGAGCAGAGGAAACUAGCAAGGAGGCCUGACAUUAGCGUUGACUUCCCAGUGUCAGGCAUGAGGGACAGCCCUAUGUCCCAACCCCUCACCCUCACACAUUCACACUCAUUCACACACGCACACACCUACACAGGAGAUGGUUGGUUUGUCAGAACUCACUGUAGUACACAAAGCUUGCACUUCUGCGUCCUAUAUCUAGCAGCAUGGGGUACGUUUGGCAGUUCACCCCAUUAGGGGGUCAAUAAUUUAUGACCAUUCAUCUGUUUUUAUGAAUUUUUUUAUCUAGACAAUAAUUGUAAAUAAAGAAUUCACCGUCUCUGCUCAUUUAAAUACUAUGCAAUGUUUAUGCUUUCCAUGGCUGGACUCUUCCGACUCACACAGGUGUUUAUGGUGUAUGGUAUUUAAAAAAAAUCAAGCAGAACAUAGGAAACCUACUCUUUUCUAGGGUGGGACCUGCCCCCUUCUUCCCUGUCCUAUGUAAGUGCAUCAACUCCCCACCCCCUUGGCUAGGUGAGGAACUAGAGGUGAGGGCCCAGCAGAGAGCCUGCACUGUGGCUCUGGAUGCUGCAGAGGAGGGGAGGGAGGCUCAGCUUGCUGCUCACAGCUGUCCAGGAUUCAGGAGCAGUCUCCAUUUCUCCACCCACCCCUCACCGAUAUCCUCAUCCCUACCACAGCACAGAGCUAACUGGGGAGCGAUGCCCUACUUCUGAAAGUGGAUGUGCCACUGACUACUCCUAACCCAGAAACCACCCUGUCCUGGGUCCUCUGGUUGAUAAAGAGCCACUGUGACGCCAUGUCUGUUGAAAAGCCACCUUUGCCACCUCCUGAUGUCUUACAUAGACUUAAGCCCAACUCUUGAAUCACUCUUUCAUCCCCCUCAUCCACUGUCCUUUCUGGCACCAGCUACGUGUUUUAACUAUUGUCCCUCACAAAUGUUUUGGUACGUAGCAGGGGGUGAAUACCCAUCCUUCUAUACAAUAUUUCCACUCACAUCUGUUCUUCUGAGGAAAUGUUAAAAUUUUGCCAGAUCCCCUUCCUUUUGCUCUCCUCUUAACCCUCAUACUGGGCCCUGUUGCUCUAUGUGCCCCCCAGACCCAUUGUAAUCAUGGUCCACUCGGAGCCUCUACAUGCGGAAGGUCCCGUUAGGAUAGAAAAAAACAGCAUCCUGAAUUCUGGGAAGCUGUCAACUUACCUAUCCCCUAAGCUCUGAAAUUGUCAGGAGAGGCCAUCAAGCCCCACCCAACAAGUCACAUCCUGUGGUUGUGCCAGGGCAGGUCUCCAUGUGCCCCUUGCCUGGGUGGGAAAGGAGGACCUCUCCCAGACCCAGUUCUAAGAGAAAACAUUCAGCCUCAUCGGAGCCACUUGGCAGAGGGACACUUCCUGUCUGCCUUUUCUAAACUGGCUUUUGAUUAUUUUAUUUGGGUUACUGGGGGGUCAUUUCUUAUUAAUUCAAAGUUUUAGUACCUUUGGGAUACAAACAUGUCUUGCUUGGAUAUCUUGGCACCCUUGGUCCCCUCCCUGCUUGCUGUAGCUAUAGGAAGCUGCCAACUGAACCACACACUGACAAGUCUUCCACCCAACUCUCUCCUGCUCUAGUAUCUGAAGUCCCUCCCUUAGAGAACCCUAGGAGCGAGAUACUUCUUGAAGCACCAAGGGCCCAACGAGACCCUAGGAGUCUCCAAAUAUUUUUCCAAGGUCCAAAUGAUGCCCUCUUAUUUAGUAGAUAGAUCCAACCCACCCAAGGUGUGGAACCCUAGGCCCUGGGCAGCUACCAUCAUCCCCUCUUCCCAAAACAAAAGGUUUGAGGCUACUUGGGGCCACCUUCCAGGCCCUUGGUCUGUUUUGUAAUGUCUGUGGUGCUCUCCCUCCAGGGCCCUUCCUCUCGGGGGUCACCACACUUUGCUAACUCUCGUGUGCACAUCUUUUAUAACAGAGUAGCGAGGGGAUGGUGCCGCCUCCAGCUUCCACAAGCUGCCUGGGCUCUGGGGGACUCUGGGACAAUCGGGGCUGGGAAGUGACUGUGCUCUUAUUGUACACUCUAUUUCUCUGUAUCUCUGGCUUGUGCUCUUUGUAACUAACGGGAUUUGUCUGCCUUUUCAACACUAUACUAAGCAAUAACAAUAAAUGCACACGUGGAAACGCA